CAUAUUUUGUUUUUUAGGUUCAGCAUGCUCAAAGGAGAACAUGGACUAGGACCUGACAGCUGUGAAGGUUAAUGGACCGCAGAGGACACUGAGGUUCAAAAGGAAGUUGAUCUUCACGAACUGAGGAGCACAAAGAACAGGGAUGACUGGGGUCUAAGCUGCAAAAGUCACGAGAAUUUAACCUGAAGGCAUCAUACACUCCUUUGUGUACAAGCUAUUGACGGAUUACUAUCGAGUUCCGGUGUAGAAGAUUGACCUUGUUCAAGACACACUUUUUGUUCAUCUGGAAGCUAACGCGUUUCAUCUGACAAAAGGAGUUUAUUGUUUGCUCCCUCACGGAUGUGAGUGUCGUUUGUAAGCUAAGCCUUUCCGUGUUUUUUCUCCCCUCUUUCAGAGGGACCGUUUGACAAUGCUGGCCAAGCCUCUGGAGAAAGGCAAAACAACACAGUCGCUUCUAAACACCAGGUCAGCCACAGAACCAUGUCCCAGAGCGAGGUGUCCCACCUGCUGCCCAACGCCACGGCACCGGAGGAGGCUGACGGGCAGCUGCAGUGGGCCUCACUCCUCAUCCUCUUGGUCAUCAUUCCCACCAUCGUAGGAAACAUACUGGUUAUUCUGGCCGUGUCACUGGAGAGGAAGCUCCAGAACGCCACCAACUACUUCCUAAUGUCCCUGGCCGUGGCUGACCUGUUGGUGGGGCUGCUGGUAAUGCCCAUCGCCUUGGUAACCGUGCUCUACAAUUCAGACUGGCCCCUCCCUGAGUACGUGUGUCCUAUCUGGCUCUUCCUGAACGUGCUGUUCUCCACGGCGUCCAUCAUGCAUUUGUGUGCCAUCUCCCUCGACCGCUACAUCGCAAUCAAGAAACCCAUCCAGCACAGCCAGUACAACUCCCGAACCAAAGCCAUGGCGAAAAUCGCCAUGGUCUGGCUCAUAUCUAUAGGUAUUGCAAUACCCAUUCCCAUUAAAGGUCUCAAAAACUACCAUGUUCCAAACAACGUUACCUUCAACAGCAACCACACCUGUCUGCUGACGAAGGAAAGCUUCCGAAAGUUCAUCGUUUUUGGAUCUCUAGCAGCAUUCUUCAUUCCCCUCGCAAUAAUGAUGAUCAUCUACCUGCUAACGAUCCAGGUGUUACGGAAGAAGGUCCACCUGCUCAGGUCGAGAGUCAACCCACGUUUUCACAGGCCUACCAUCUCCACAGUUUUCCAACGGGAACAUCCAAACUCUUCUUCACCUGAGAAACUCUCCAUGCUGGAUGGGAUAAAGAGGGACCGGACACUAAGCACAGCCAGUGUACUCAUGGGGGAAGACAUCCCUAUCCGCAGGAUGUCCACAAUAGGAAAGAAGUCCAUGCAGAACUUGAGCAAUGAACAGCGAGCAUCAAAGGUCUUAGGUAUCGUAUUCUUGUUGUUUGUGGUAAUGUGGUGUCCGUUCUUCAUUACUAACGUCACCUCAGCGCUCUGUGAGACUUGUGACAGUAAUGUGGUAGGAAGACUGAUGGAAAUCUUUGAAUGGAUUGGUUAUGUCUCAUCGGGGAUAAACCCUUUAGUGUACACACUUUUUAAUAAGACUUUCCGUGAGGCGUUUACGCGCUACAUCACAUGCAACUUUGGAGGCACAAAGUCGCCAAAACCUCAGCGCAGGAAUCGGACCAGAACAUCUUUCCACUCGUCUAUGGCUGAGAACUCCAACCUCUUUGUGAAACACGGGAUGAGGAACGGAAUCAGCCCUGUGAACUAUCCAAGCCCCCUGCGCAAAAGAGCAACACCUAUGCAGUCCUCUGCCUGUGUUCUGCUCGACACUCUACUCCUUACAGAGAACGAGGACUACAAACCAGAUGAGCACGUCAGCUACGUGUAGCACUGCCAGUGAAGCGUACAAACGAGCUUUUUUAGCCAUUGGGGAAAAAAAAAAAAAAAAAACCUUUACGAGGAGCCAAAUCAAAUAAUUCCUGGG
Messenger RNA from Chanos chanos (milkfish), 1956 nucleotides. RefSeq names its product 5-hydroxytryptamine (serotonin) receptor 2B, G protein-coupled (gene htr2b). The record is from RefSeq and is a predicted model, not a curated record. NCBI's taxonomy places the organism in Eukaryota, Metazoa, Chordata, Actinopteri, Gonorynchiformes, Chanidae. Gene Ontology annotation, molecular function: neurotransmitter receptor activity; G protein-coupled serotonin receptor activity. Gene Ontology annotation, cellular component: dendrite; plasma membrane. The coding region runs from base 481 to 1860 and encodes 459 amino acids. The transcript is spliced from 4 exons. Gene Ontology annotation, biological process: vasoconstriction; release of sequestered calcium ion into cytosol; smooth muscle contraction.